AAAAGACUCUUUAUUGACAUCUCAUGGCAGAAUUAGGAAAUUACAGUAUCAGCAGAUGCAGUUAAAUAAUUUAAACUACACUUCCAUAUUUAAUUUCCCUGAGGAAGUCAUCCCAAAGGGAUCAAUAAAGUCAAGUCUGGGUCUAAGUCUAUUUGUGUGUGUGACUAUGGGGUUAGCAAUUCAGACUGUCUCUCCUGGAGGCAUUCAUAGUGUUGCACUUGCUUGUUGUAACAAAAAGUGUCAUCACUGCACCACACUAUGAGCCCCAUUUGUUAUUUCCCACUCUUGAUCAGGGAUUGCUAUAUACACUACAGGUUACAGGACCAACAGAGCAAGCCAGCACUAGAACUGUCAAGUUACUGAAAAUAAUGUUUAAUUUGUUAUGCACUAUGCUUACUGUUGGCAGGACCUUUAUCGCUGUCACUACAGUUAGAAAAUAUGGUAAAUGCUAAUUGCAUGUGGUAAUACGAGUCACCCUUCUUUCUAAAUCUGUUUGACAUUAUUUAACAGAUUUAAGAAAAUCUUGGAAAAAUGUUGGGAAUCCUAAUAAUUACCACUUGUGGUCACAGGAGGUGCUAUUCAGCAAAGGUUAAAGGGUUUAAGUAUUAAGAGUUAGGUUAGUGUAACAGGAAUGUGGUGGAAGAACAGUUUGUGUGUGUGUGUGUGUGUGUGUGUGUGUGUGUGUGUGUGUGUGUGUGUGUGUGGUGUGUGUGUGUGUGCGUGUGUGUGUGUGUGCGUGUGUGUCUCAUGUUUCCCUGGGUUACAGUGUGUUAUCUGAUCCACAGCUCAUUUCCACAGUGAGAAGCUGAUCCUGCACAGCUCUGCUUCAGGCACACCAAAGGAGAUGCGUUGCCUGUUGACGACUCAGAGCCAGAACUGCUACCGGGAGCAGAUUCAGAAGGAGAUGUUGACACGUUUGGCCUGGAAGAGCCGCUACGCUAAGCUCUACCCGUCCUGCUACAACCCCCAAAACAACAGCACGGAGCUCACACAGCUGCCCCAACUGCCCCCGGCCCCCCGGGUGGUCUUCCCUCCUGUUACCAGAACACCUAAGAGACAGAGUGACCUUCCUCCUCUUUCUCCUCCUGCUCUCUCUGUGGAAGUGACCACCACAAUGAGGCCAGUUUCUCCCAAGACCAGACAGACUCUCUAUCAGGACUCCUCUCACCACGGGAGAGGACGGAGUCUGUACCUGCACAGACGUGGCCAGAUGAGACCUGAGGAGAAGUUUGAUUUCCCUCUGCUCUCAUCCUGGGAGUACGGUUGGAGGCUGGGUGACUACACUCUGGAUUACAGGACUCCGUCCCGUGCCAGGUCGUCAGUGGUGAAGAACACCUUCUACGCCAGGAACGGUGUGUUCAGCAGCCCGUCAGCCACCGACAUACUGGGCUGAGGAUCAGACACUAAUUGAGAGUUUAUGUGAUAAAUUUUCUUGUUUGUUUUAAGACACAGAUUUAGUUUUAAUGUCAUUUUGGGAUUUUAGGGUAUUAUAAAUUAUUUUGUGAUCAUGAUAAAUUGCCACUUUUAGGGGUAUUGCUACAAAAUCUUGCCAUUUCCUGCUGCUAUAACAAAAUAAAGGCUGUCCUGCACAAAAGCACCAGUAUCAGAUGUUAUAUUGCAACUAAAAGACCAAUCAGUCAGAUUUGACAAAUCUGAUGGCAAAAAACUACAAAUGCAACAGUCCACAAAUCCUUAACUUCCUGUAACACUGUCUGUUUACCAUCCAUACAGCUGUAAGGUUAAAUGUCUGGUAACUUGAUGUGGUGUGAUUGAUAAUUAAUGACCUCUGGCCUGGUAUCAGUCAGAAGAGUGAGUUCAACUCUACACAGCUGAUACCUCAGUGUUUUUAAACAGAGAGCCAAUGGAGGAAAUGUUACACACCACAACAAUUAAUAAUUUAUUUCUAAUAAGUCAUUAUACAGUAUUAUUACUGUUGUAUAUAUGUUUCCAUUAUAUGAAUAAUAACCUUAUUUAAUGCUUAAAUAAUCAGUAUUAUCUUUUUUCCCACUGUAUGAUAAUGCUCCUGAUUAGUGUGUAGACACCAAUGGAGGUCCAUGACACAGAAGAAUAAUAUAUAGUAAGUCAGGCUUUGGAUACACAGGCAAUUUAUUUCCUACUCUAAAUUAGGACAAUAAAAAUCCCAAUUUCCAAUCAGUCAUUUAAACCCAAAACAAGGCCUAGUUUUAAAAAUACUAAUGCUAUUCUUUAAGUAAAUGCUACUGGCUUUUCACCUUGUUAAGUGUGUUUGUUUGAGCAUGUUUGAGUCCAAGCUUGAGAGGAUUUUUUAUACUCAUUUAAUUCUAAUCUGUUCAAAGUGAAACAUCUGACAAUGGUAAGACACGAUCAGUAAUUGCAGUCAAUCUUUAUGACAAUAGAGAUUUGAAGUUUAGAGAAUACAUCAUUUUCCUCAAGUGCUUUUAAACUGAAUAAAACACACACUUACAGUAACAGACUCAGGAAACAUCACUAAUGUAGACUUGGUUGUUUAAUGUUACAGUGUAUGAGAUGUAUUUCAGUCAAUAUGGAAGCAAAAGCAGAUUUCAGUCUUGUGCUUUUUGAAGGUGGGACACAGCAUUUAUACUUAGAUUACAGACUGCACCUUUAAAA
Molecule: messenger RNA, 2607 nt
Organism: Lates calcarifer (barramundi perch)
Lineage: Eukaryota; Metazoa; Chordata; Actinopteri; Centropomidae
Source: RefSeq, a predicted model, not a curated record